Messenger RNA from Alexandromys fortis (reed vole), 6971 nucleotides. RefSeq names its product folliculin interacting protein 2 (gene Fnip2). Gene Ontology annotation, cellular component: cytoplasm. The record is from RefSeq and is a predicted model, not a curated record. Gene Ontology annotation, molecular function: ATPase inhibitor activity; protein-folding chaperone binding. Bases 330 to 3845 code for a protein of 1171 amino acids. Lineage: Eukaryota; Metazoa; Chordata; Mammalia; Rodentia; Cricetidae. The transcript is spliced from 18 exons.
GGCUCAGGAAAAGUAGGGAGAGAUUUGUGCUCGGCUGCUUUAUUAUAGGUUUACUGAGAGCACGUUUUAUAACGUAGUGGAUACACCUGCUUCCGGAAGUCAUCCCGGGCCUCAUGUAUGAUGAAUGAACCUUUUUUUUUUUCUAAGCUUCUAAAGGAGGAAGUCAGUAGUAGCUUGUCUCACAUGCUGUGCAGAGGUGAAAUGAUCUUUACGCUGGAGCUGUUGCUGGUCACUGUGGAAUAUCCCUCAGACAGCAGCGGACCUUCAAGAGUGAUCUCGUCCACGCUGGUGGUCAGGAGCAACUGACGAGCGUCUAUGCCUCUCAGGAGAUGUGUGGUGGCACAGCAAAAGCUACAAACCGGCCAGCAGGCCAACAAGAGUCGGCCAGAUGUGCGACGGAUGCCACUUCUGGUGCCGGGAGGGUUUUCAAGACACUCGUGUGCGCAAAGAUUCCAAAAUGUGCCAGAGGAGGAAGGGGAGCAGAAGCUGCAGGGCUCAACCACAGUUGGUCAUGUUCGGAGCUGGACCUGAGCGACAUUCGCCUGAUAGUUUACCAGGACUGUGAGAGGAGAGGCAGACAGGUCAUGUUUGAUUCCAGAGCUGUUCAGAAGACAGAAGAGGCAGCUGCUCAGAAAGCAGAGGAUGUCCCUGCUAAAAUGUCAGCCAGGUGCUGUCAAGAACGCGGGAGUGUCGGCGGCGGCGGCGGCGGCGGCGGCGGCGGCGGCGGCGGCGGCGGCGGCGGCAGCUCUCUCCACAGCUCUGGAGGAUCUUUACAGCACACUAAGGAGCAGCUUCCGAAGUACCAAUACACGAGGCCGGCGUCCGAUGUCAACAUGCUCGGGGAAAUGAUGUUCGGCUCUGUUGCCAUGAGCUACAAAGGCUCCACCCUGAAGAUACACUACAUACGUUCUCCUCCUCAGCUGAUGAUUAGUAAAGUCUUCUCGGCUCGAAUGGGUAGCUUCUGCGGAAGCACAAAUAACCUGCAGGACAGCUUUGAAUACAUCAACCAAGAUCCCCAGGUUGGAAAACUGAACGGUUUGGGUCCUUGUCGCGCUGGAAGUAACCUAGGUCUGCUGCAGGCGUGCAGCGGCAAGCUGCUGCAGGGGGUGUCCGAAGGAGGACCGCUCCGGCUCACCCGCAGCGCUUCUUUCUUUGCAGCACACAGCACACCGGUUGACAUGCCCAGCAGAGGUCAGAAUGAAGACAGGGACAGCGGCAUUGCUCGAUCAGCUUCGCUGAGCAGCCUUUUGAUUACACCCUUCCCGUCCCCGAGCUCCUCUACGUCCUCUUCCAGCAGCUAUCAGCGCCGCUGGCUUCGAAGUCAGACGACGAGUUUGGAAAAUGGCAUCUUUCCAAGGAGGUCAGCGGAUGAGAUGUUUAGCUUGGCUGACGAAGCCUCCAGCUCCAAUCCAGCCAUGGUGAGAAGGAAGAAAAUUGCCAUCAGCAUCAUCUUUUCCCUGUGCGAGAGAGAAGCAGCUCAGCAGAACUUCCAGGACUUCUUUUUCUCCCACUUCCCCCUGUUUGAAUCUCACAUGAACAGGCUGAAGAGUGCCAUUGAGAAGGCCAUGAUCUCCUGUAGGAAGAUCGCAGAAUCAAGUCUCCGUGUCCAGUUUUAUGUGAGCCGUCUGAUGGAAGCUCUGGGAGAAUUCAGAGGGACUAUCUGGAACUUGUAUUCUGUUCCGAGGAUAGCCGAACCAGUGUGGCUCACCAUGAUGUCGAGUACGUUGGAAAAAACCCAGCUCUGCCAGCGCUUCCUCAAGGAAUUUAUACUUCUGAUUGAGCAGGUCAACAAAAACCAGUUUUUUGCCGCCUUACUGACUGCAGUGUUAACCUACCACUUGGCCUGGGUACCAACUGUCAUGCCUGUUGAUCACCCCCCAAUUAAAGCCUUCUCGGAGAAGCGUACCUCUCAGUCGGUGAACACGCUGGCCAAAACACAUCCGUACAAUCCUCUCUGGGCCCAGCUGGGUGACCUUUAUGGAGCGAUAGGCUCUCCGGUGAGACUGACCCGCACAGUGGUGAUUGGAAAGCAGAAGGAUUUGGUCCAGCGCAUCCUCUAUGUUCUGACCUACUUUCUCCGCUGUUCGGAACUACAAGAGAAUCAGCUGACCUGGAAUGGGACUCCUAGUGAGGAUGACCAGGUUAUAAAUGGGAGCAAGAUUGUAACUGCCUUGGAAAAGGGAGAGGUGGAAGAGUCUGAGUACGUGGUCGUCACGGUGAGAAACGAGCCUGCCCUUGUGCCGCCGGUCCUACCGCCAGUGACCACGGAGAGGAGGAGCCCGGAACCUACAGGAGUCGCCGAGACCCCAGAGGGCACGCAUACUUGUGAACUGGGUCACAGUCCUGAGAAAAACAAGUGCAGGAGGCCAGAGCAGAGUUCUGAGGCCAGUAGCGUGGGGUUCCAAGAGGCAGAACCUGACAGUUCCUGGACACCUCAAGGUGUAUUCUAUGAGGACAGCCAGGAUGACCAAGAGGCACCCCAAGAUGUCUCUUCAAGACCUCCCAGCUGUGAGGUCCCCAGAGUAAGAAUCAGGAUGGAUCAUAGAGCUGUCCAUGAGGAGCUGCACGCAGAGAUGUUACAAAAAGCAACUGAUAGAUCGUCAGCCUGGCCCUGCCCUGACAGACGUCCCCAGGAGGAGCCUUCUGUUGAAAAGGUCACUUUCCACAUUGGAAGCUCCGUCUCUCCAGAGUCCGACUUUGAAAGCCGCACCAAAAAAAUGGAGGAGCGGCUAAAGACCUGUGGCCCAUUCCAUGGGACUAGUGCCUCUGCCAGGCCUAACAUGGACACCAGCCUGGCUCAAGACCAGCAGGGCUCUAGGUGUUCCUCCAAAGCUGACUUUCAAAGGGACAUCGCCCUUCCUCAGGACCAGUUCUCAGGGGGAGAAGGUGUCCCUGAGGACAGACACCUCCAAGCCAACAUCGUGGCAGGUGCUGUGGGACAGCUUAGCCAAGCUCAAGACCCCCUCGAACCUUCUAGCUGUGCAGCAGCCAGUGGCCAGAAACCACUGGAACACACUGGAGAUGUGCAAUUAAAAGGCAGGAAAAGACCUUCAUCACAGCCUGUAAACACAUGUAGGCAGCAGGGUGGCCUGCUGGGUGCUUCACAUGUCCCCUGUGGGGAUGCCAGUGGUAAGGCCCACUUCAGGAUGCAAGGAGACAUUCCCAGGAAUGAAAGCUUGGAUAGUGCUCUCGGAGACAGUGACGAUGAGGCAUGCGCAUUACCCCCGCUAGACCUAGGUCACAGUUGUGACAGGACUGAAGGGUCCUUGGAAGUGGAGCUGCCUCUGCCAAGGUCUCAGAGCACCAGCAAACCAAGCGUUAGAAAUUUUGGCCGCUCACUUCUGGCGGGUUACUGUGCUACGUAUAUGCCGGAUUUGGUGCUGCAUGGAACCGGCAGCGAUGAGAAGCUGAAGCAGUGCCUGGCAGCUGAUCUGGUUCACACGGUGCAUCAUCCAGUGCUUGACGAGCCCAUAGCCGAAGCCGUCUGUAUCAUCGCCGACACGGAGAAAUGGACCGUCCAGGUGGCCACGAGUCAGAGGAAGGUGAUGGACACCAUGAAGCUGGGCCAGGAUGUCUUGGUCUCCAACCAAGUGUCCUGUUUACUUCAGUCCGUUCUACAGCUCUAUAAGCUGCACCUUCCUGCCGACUUUUGCGUCAUGCAUCUGGAAGACAGACUACAGGAGAUGUACCUUAAGAGCAAAAUGCUUUCCGAGUAUCUCCGGGGACACACGCGUGUGCACGUGAAAGAGCUGAGUGUGGUGCUGGGGAUUGAAUCUAACGACCUGCCUCUGCUGACCGCGAUCGCCAGUACUCAUUCUCCCUACGUGGCUCAGAUCCUCUUAUAGCCGACCGUGGGACCGUUCUUGGAAACCGAGUCAGAAGAGCGAGCUCUCGGUGACGGCAAAGGCGUGGGAGCAUGGAGCAGACACGGAAGCCGCGACGGAAUGGCUCUCUCAUCGGGAGAAAGUGACCUUCCUGGUGGGAGAAAACGUCAGCUCUACAGUCAGACUUAGCAGACGACUCUGGUGCUGUUGGACAGAAUAUUGAGGUCUGACUUUGGAGUGGGGGUAGCCAGCGAAUAGAGCAUUCUGUCAGGAAAAUGUUUCCUGUGUAAGCAUGAGAGAGCAUGCAGUAUCACUCUAAGAACAAGCAGGAUUUUAGGUCGGCGGAGCUCUCUUUACAGAUGGUGCCGCGAAGAAAGCCACAUUGUGCCGCUGUCUGCGCUGUGCCGCGUCACGCAGGAUUUGGAAGGGGAGAGUGCUUUGCCACUCAGUUUGCUGUGAUCCCAGUGCAGCCACACGCAGAUCUGAGGGACUGCUGGUGUAAUAAAGCCCAUGCAUGACUCCAUGUAGCACCCGGUGCUUGUAUCGGGUGCAGUGGCCCGCAUCGGCCCGUGCAGUCUAACACUGGGUAAUCAUCUUCAGCUUUAGCGUCCACAGCCUUCUCCAGAAAGACCUUCUACCAAAGUUGCUCCCGUGAGCUCAGGCGAGCUCCUCUGGCUGAGCCCUCCCAGCCUGAGCCUCUUUCCUCCUGCGAGUCCUUGCAGAUGCCUGCCUGCGCUGAAAAGUGCAUCAGCCCACUGGGAAGUGAGCCCUGCAGCGGCUCGGAGGAAGGGCGCAGGCAGUUCGGACAUGUAGAAGCGAUCCAUGCGCGAUCUGUUUUUACAUGAUCGGCUCUGCACUUUUUUAAACAUCUUUCCAGAAACUGACCAUGUAUAAACCUUGCCCAUGGUGAACUGUAAAAACCCAAAGAACCUUAGACUACUGAGCGUAAAACAGUCUGUGUCCAGGACUUUAAAAACAAAAUCUGAUGUUUAAAAGCCAGGAGCCAGUCAGGUCAAGUCAAACCCUGUCAGGUCCUUAGGCCUGUCUUUUGGUGCUUGAGAAUGUGGGAUAGCGUCCAAGGGCUCAGACGACUUCCUAGUUUAUAUCUGAUAAAAUCCUGAUCCAUGUGACAUUUGUCUAUUCAUUGAGAGCGUGUGCUCCUGUGGACAAAUGCCUACAUCAUCUCUUUGUAGGCCAGAGCAUGGACGCUUCCUCUCUCCCCCUCUCUCCCUUCCCUUCCUGGGCUCCCUCUCUGUUUACCUUUUGUGAUUUGCAAAAGGGGCCUCAAGGCACUUAAGAUCUUUAAUUUGCAUAUUUUGUGUUUCAUUCUUUGAAAUCUUUCCAUGUUCUGUGAGCUGGCAUUUGAGUUACUGAUUCCCAUUUGCUGGCUCCACGGUGUCAUCCUUUGCUGGGAAUCCCACCUGGCCUCAGCUCUCCACGUGUUUUUCCUCGCUGUGGAGGAACCGUCAAAGCAGAGGUCAGCCUUCCACCCUCGCCAGCUCACAGUGCUCCCUGCUCCCCUCCUUUUUCCCCAGCUUCUCUCUCGUUUACACGGGGAUACUGCCUCACCACCAUCUUCUGAGGUUCUGGAGAGAAGAACUCAGUACACGUUUGCUCAGUUCUCAUGUUGACAGCCAGACCCGAGGAGCUGCGCUGUCGGCAAGUUACUUCUCAGCCUCAUGCAUAAAAAUUUAGCCUGGGCCUUCAGAUCCUACAAAACAACCUGCCUCUUACUCUAACGUUCCAAAUUUCAGAAAAGCUGGGCGGUCACGUGGGGUUAUCUCAGCGCCCUUCGUGGCCUCUUUUGCUGCUGCAGAGAAGGACAUGCUGCUCCUCUCCUGGCUCCCAAGGUGUGGAGCGGCCACAUUUUGUCUUAACCGUCAGCCUGUUCUCAGAAGCGCAGCAGCAACGGAGUAUCUCAUGGACUUCUGUUGAGACACGCCCACACCCUGCAUCACGGAUGGCUUUGUUUCAUCAUAGCUGGAGAGUCCAAAAGGGACCCCACCUUCUCCUAGACCCAACUCAAGGGAAAAAAUAAAAAUAAAAAACCUUUUUUUUAAAAAAAAAAAAAAAAAAAAACAUUGAAAUAAAUCUACCUCAGUUGACAGGAUUCCACCUGCCCUUCGGGUCUCUUCGGCUCGGAAGUCUUACCUGCUGUGUCACUGCUUGUGGGACUGAGCAGCAAGUGAGGCAGGACUAUCGGGGCGGAAGUGUGUCAGUGUUCCUGUGAUGACCUCUUUCUAGCAUGUUGCGGUUUAUAUGCGAUAUGUCGAUAAGUGAUAUGAAUGUAUAGGCAGUUGUAUAUGUUUGAAAAGACGACAAUGAAAAUUGAAAAUGUAGCUUCCAAACUCGUUCAUAAUUGCGAAGCAUCUUGUCUCGUCAAUGUUACGUGGUGUUUGUACAGCUUCAGCCCAUGUUUCAGAAGUGUGCUGUUUUUGACGGACAGGAUCUCAUCUUCUCACGUCUCGCGGAGUUGCUGUUUACACAUCACAACUUUUUAACUUAACCGUGUUUCUCAGAAUUCGCUUUUUUGGAGGGAGGAAAUUCCCCACUUGCUAAAUGAUCCUAAAUUGUUGUCUGGGCUCUUAAAAAUCAGGUCUUCGGAUUUUAUAAACUAGUCUGUAGCUUUCUAGGUUCUUGGUUAGUUGGAUGUACAUAAGGAAUAUAAAAUGACCCUCAAAUUCUUUCAGAUGUCUGGGGUUUUUCUCCAUCAGUGCACACUCGGGAUUGUGUUCACAUGGACUUCAUCGUGAAAUCAAAAAGGUCCACAGCGUCUCUUAGUCAAUGUGAAAUGGUUUGUUUGAUUUUUUUUUUUUUGUACUUGGCGGGAAGGACAUUUUAGUACAACUUUUACUUAAAGCAGCCCCUCUGAAAGUUAAUUUUUAAAAUGUUAAAAUUUGUUGAACAUCUGGAACGUGUGUUUGCAUUAUGUUUAAAUUUCAGUGUUUUAAAAAGGAAAAAUUCUGGGAUAAAUUAUUAUUGAACUUUCAUUAAGAGAAAUUUAUAGGACUGUUUUUUAAAUCAGUUGAAUGGAUACCCAUGUCAGUGUGGAAUUUUUUUCCUUAAAGCAACAUUCAUGUAUUAUUUUUAAUCCAUUUUUUUUCUGUGACAUUUGGUGCAAUAAACUUUUUGAAAUUAUCUUGCAAA